This is a messenger RNA of Brenthis ino (lesser marbled fritillary), 939 nucleotides long. The record is from the annotation of a GenBank genome assembly. NCBI's taxonomy places the organism in Eukaryota, Metazoa, Arthropoda, Insecta, Lepidoptera, Nymphalidae.
AUGAGCCACGCGUGUCGGUACAAAUGCGCCAAUCAGAAUUCGGGCGAGUGGCGCCGCCUGCGGGAUUUGUUUUUAGCGCAAGUUUUAGCGCAAGCGGAGCCUCGGGCUCUGAUAGCAAAUUAUAAAGUUGUACUUUUACAGAAACGGCCUUCGUUAAUUUAUAAGAAAAAAUCAUUAAUGUCCGGAGAUACACAGAAUUUACAACUUAUGAAAGCUCAGCCUUCAAGAACAGAACUCAAGACUUUUGUCGAUGCAAUGAUUGAAAGUUCAUCAGCAAAUGGCAAAGUGUACACAAAUAAAGAUCUACGAGAUGAGGUCCUUAUGCUGGCACUAGCCGGUACUGACACUUCUGCUGCCGGAACAGGCUACGUGUGUAUAAUGUUGUCGCAAUAUCCUGAUAUACAAGAAAAAGUAUAUCAAGAAAUUUUAGAAGUGUUUGGAGAUUCAGAUAAACCAAUAGAAAUGGGAGAUUUACAAAAACUAAAGUAUAUGGAUGCGGUCAUAAAGGAAACGUUGCGGCUUUACCCACCGAUACCUGCUGUUGUAAGAUAUUGUAGCCGUGAUGUUGAAUUACCUUCUGGAUUAAUAAUACCACCGAACACUACCGUACUUAUUAAUAUUUUGGGAAUUCACCGUAAUCCUAACUAUUGGGGUGAUGAUGCUGAUGAGUUCAUUCCCGAUAGGUUUAUUUCCCGGCCACAACCGGUUGCGAGUGCUUAUAUGCCAUUCAUUAUAGGACCGAGAAACUGCAUUGGAUAUCAGUAUGCCGCGCUAUCUAUGAAGACUGUUAUCACGACACUGCUGAGAAACUUCCGGUUCAAGCCGGCUAGCAGUUUCACUUACGGAAAGGAUAACCCUCUUCGUCUCUCUUUUGAUAUUACUAUGAAGCACUUGGACAACUAUGAAAUUAAAAUUGAGCCCCGAAAUAAAUGUAGUACA